GGCUCGCUGUCGCGCCAUUUUGCCGGGGUUUGAAUGUGAGGCGGAGCGGCGGCAGGAGCGGGUAGUGCCAGCUACGGUCCGCGGCUGGGGUUCCCUCCUCCGUUUCUGUAUCCCCACGAGGUGAGGCGCGGGGCGUGCACGGCCUACCAGAGUGGCUCUUGGGGCCCAGCUGAGGAAGGGAUGAGGCGCUCCCGGUACUAACGAGCGCUAGGGAGUGAGAACCGCGCCUCUGGGCGAGAGCGGAAUGUGGGCCCGGGGUUCGGGCGGUGCGCUCAGGCAAGGUCUUCGGCUUCCCUAGGCAGCGCUUGCCGCGCCUCGCGGCGUCCUAGGUCUCUGGCCCAGGUGCGGCGACCCCAGGGCCUGUGAGGGCUGAGGGCAACUGAGGCGCGGCCUAACGCGAGCCUGCGGAUUGCCCGCCCUUUCCUCUCCAUCACGGCGCUGAUUGGCUGCGCCGCCGCCUCUCCGCUCGGGAAGGCCGCUCCUUAUUGGUCGCGCUCGCAUGUCCAUUCUCUGCGACGGUGGCUGCUAGCCGCGCGAGCUGGGUGUGCGGCGGCGAGGCCUUCCCGGGCGGGGACUGCGGGCGCGUGGAGCUGCGGCUGCCGCGCGUCGUCCCUUGCCCUAACUCUAGUGAAGCCCCCGAACUCCCCCUUCUCUAACCUCUGUACUUGUAUCCCUGACUGUAAAACGGGCAUCGUGAUCUCACUUUGCUGAAUUGUUUGUGAGAAUUCUAGUCGGUACACCCGGGACAUAGAAAUCCCCUGUAACGCGGGUGGGGGGAGGGUUCCCUCGUUUUGGGAGAAACGCUGUGCUGUGGUGGUUCGGAGCAUAGACUUUGGAAUUAGAUCGCCUGGGUUCAUUCCAGACGUAGCCUCUCUUUAGGGGUGUAACUUGAGGCUGGUCACCUCAUCUCACUGAGCCUCCAUUUCCUUAGCUGCAAAAUGGGGUUAAUAACAGAAUCUACCUCGGAAAGUGGCUUUGAGGAUGCGCUGAGUUAUUUACCGUGGUUUACAAAGGUUCCCUGGGAGCUGACGGUUGUUUAUUCAUCUCUCCCACCCAUCUUUCUCCUUAGCCAGUGUGGCUUUCUGUUUCUUCCAUAUUCCAGGCUUAUUCCGAUUUAAAAUUACUUGCACAUGCCUUUUGUUUGCUGGGGAAGUACCAACAUUUUUGCAAGGCAGGCCGCCUCUCCCAAGUUUCCCUCACCUUAGGCCUCCCCUAACCAACCUCUUCUUUUGUUUUCUUUUUCUUUUUUCUUUUUGAGAGAGAGAGUCUCGCUCUGCCUCCCAGGCUGGAGUGCAGUGGCGCGAUCUCGACUCACUGCAACCUCCGCCUCCCGGAUUCAAGCGAUUCUCCUGCCUCAGCCUCCCGAAUAGCUGAGACUACAGAUCCUAUAGCAAUGGAACUCAGCGAUGCAAAUCUGCAAACACUAACAGAAUAUUUAAAGAAAACACUUGAUCCUGAUCCUGCCAUCCGACGUCCAGCUGAGAAAUUUCUUGAAUCUGUUGAAGGAAAUCAGAAUUAUCCACUGUUGCUUUUGACAUUACUGGAGAAGUCCCAGGAUAAUGUUAUCAAAGUAUGUGCUUCAGUAACAUUCAAAAACUAUAUUAAAAGGAACUGGAGAAUUGUUGAAGAUGAACCAAACAAAAUUUGUGAAGCCGAUCGAGUGGCCAUUAAAGCCAACAUAGUGCACUUGAUGCUUAGCAGCCCAGAGCAAAUUCAGAAGCAGUUAAGUGAUGCAAUUAGCAUUAUUGGCAGAGAAGAUUUUCCACAGAAAUGGCCUGACUUGCUGACAGAAAUGGUGAAUCGCUUUCAGAGUGGAGAUUUCCAUGUUAUUAAUGGAGUCCUCCGUACAGCACAUUCAUUAUUUAAAAGAUACCGUCAUGAAUUUAAGUCAAACGAGUUAUGGACUGAAAUUAAGCUUGUUCUGGAUGCCUUUGCUUUGCCUUUGACUAAUCUUUUUAAGGCCACUAUUGAACUCUGCAGUACCCAUGCAAAUGAUGCCUCUGCCCUGAGGAUUCUGUUUUCUUCCCUGAUCCUGAUCUCAAAAUUGUUCUAUAGUUUAAACUUUCAGGAUCUCCCUGAAUUUUUUGAAGAUAAUAUGGAAACUUGGAUGAAUAAUUUUCAUACUCUCUUAACAUUGGAUAAUAAGCUUUUACAAACUGAUGAUGAAGAGGAAGCCGGCUUAUUGGAGCUCUUAAAAUCCCAGAUUUGUGAUAAUGCCGCACUCUAUGCACAAAAGUACGAUGAAGAAUUCCAGCGAUACCUGCCUCGUUUUGUUACAGCCAUCUGGAAUUUACUAGUUACAACGGGUCAAGAGGUUAAAUAUGAUCUGUUGGUAAGUAAUGCAAUUCAAUUUCUGGCUUCAGUUUGUGAGAGACCUCAUUAUAAGAAUCUAUUUGAGGACCAGAACACGCUGACAAGUAUCUGUGAAAAGGUUAUUGUGCCUAACAUGGAAUUUAGAGCUGCUGAUGAAGAAGCAUUUGAAGAUAAUUCUGAGGAGUACAUAAGGAGAGAUUUGGAAGGAUCUGAUAUUGAUACUAGACGCAGGGCUGCUUGUGAUCUGGUGCGAGGAUUAUGCAAGUUUUUUGAGGGACCUGUGACAGGAAUCUUCUCUGGUUAUGUUAAUUCCAUGCUGCAGGAAUACGCAAAAAAUCCAUCUGUCAACUGGAAACACAAAGAUGCAGCCAUCUACCUAGUGACAUCUUUGGCAUCAAAAGCCCAAACACAGAAGCAUGGAAUUACACAAGCAAAUGAACUUGUAAACCUAACUGAGUUCUUUGUGAAUCACAUCCUCCCUGAUUUAAAAUCAGCUAAUGUGAAUGAAUUUCCUGUCCUUAAAGCUGACGGUAUCAAAUAUAUUAUGAUUUUUAGAAAUCAAGUGCCAAAAGAACAUCUUUUAGUCUCGAUUCCUCUCUUGAUUAAUCAUCUUCAAGCUGAAAGUAUUGUUGUUCAUACUUACGCAGCUCAUGCUCUUGAACGGCUCUUUACUAUGCGAGGGCCUAACAAUGCCACUCUCUUUACAGCUGCAGAAAUCGCACCGUUUGUUGAGAUUCUGCUAACAAACCUUUUCAAAGCUCUCACACUUCCUGGCUCUUCAGAAAAUGAAUAUAUUAUGAAAGCUAUCAUGAGAAGUUUUUCUCUCCUACAAGAAGCCAUAAUCCCCUACAUCCCUACUCUCAUCACUCAGCUUACACAGAAGCUAUUAGCUGUUAGUAAGAACCCAAGCAAACCUCACUUUAAUCACUACAUGUUUGAAGCAAUAUGUUUAUCCAUAAGAAUAACUUGCAAAGCUAACCCUGCUGCUGUUGUAAAUUUUGAGGAGGCUUUGUUUUUGGUGUUUACUGAAAUCUUACAAAAUGAUGUGCAAGAAUUUAUUCCAUACGUCUUUCAAGUGAUGUCUUUGCUUCUGGAAACACACAAAAAUGACAUCCCAUCUUCCUAUAUGGCCUUAUUUCCUCAUCUCCUUCAGCCAGUGCUUUGGGAAAGAACAGGAAAUAUUCCUGCUCUAGUGAGGCUUCUCCAAGCAUUCUUAGAACGCGGUUCAAACACAAUAGCAAGUGCUGCAGCUGACAAAAUUCCUGGGUUACUAGGUGUCUUUCAGAAGCUGAUUGCAUCCAAAGCAAAUGACCACCAAGGUUUUUAUCUUCUAAACAGUAUAAUAGAGCACAUGCCUCCUGAAUCAGUUGACCAAUAUAGGAAACAAAUCUUCAUUCUGCUAUUCCAGAGACUUCAGAAUUCCAAAACAACCAAGUUUAUCAAGAGUUUUUUAGUCUUUAUUAAUUUGUAUUGCAUAAAAUAUGGGGCACUAGCACUACAAGAAAUAUUUGAUGGUAUACAACCAAAAAUGUUUGGAAUGGUUUUGGAAAAAAUUAUUAUUCCUGAAAUUCAGAAGGUAUCUGGAAAUGUAGAGAAAAAGAUCUGUGCGGUUGGCAUAACCAAAUUACUAACAGAAUGUCCCCCAAUGAUGGACACUGAGUAUACCAAACUGUGGACUCCAUUAUUACAGUCUUUGAUUGGUCUUUUUGAGUUACCCGAAGAUGAUACCAUUCCUGAUGAGGAACAUUUUAUUGACAUAGAAGAUACACCAGGAUAUCAGACUGCCUUCUCACAGUUGGCAUUUGCUGGGAAAAAAGAGCAUGAUCCUGUAGGUCAAAUGGUGAAUAACCCCAAAAUUCACCUGGCACAGUCACUUCACAAGUUGUCUACCGCCUGUCCAGGAAGGACCUAUUUUUGAAGGCAUAAAAGCAGUUGAGUUUCUGGAGAAUUUUUGGAUGGUGAUUAAUGACUUGACUGGCUGCUCUUCCCAGAGCUGUGGCAGCUCUCCCGUAGAAGAUGGGGUUUGUAUUGGCGCACCAAGAUCUCCAACAGCCAGUGUGUGUUUCCCAUCUCUUGUAGGUUCCAUCAAUGGUGAGCACCAGCCUGAAUGCAGAAGCGCUCCAGUAUCUCCAAGGGUACCUUCAGGCAGCCAGUGUGACACUGCUUUAAACUGCAUUUUUCUAAUGGGCUAAACCCAGAUGGUUUCCUAGGAAAUCACAGGCUUCUGAGCACAGCUGCAUUAAAACAAAGGAAGUUUUCCUUUUGAACUUGUCACGAAUUCCAUCUUGUAAAGGAUAUUAAAUGUUGCUUUAACCUGAA
Molecule: messenger RNA, 4632 nt
Organism: Pan troglodytes (chimpanzee)
Lineage: Eukaryota; Metazoa; Chordata; Mammalia; Primates; Hominidae
Gene: CSE1L
Product: chromosome segregation 1 like
Exons: 25
Coding region: 1394-4231 (945 amino acids)
Biological process (GO): protein export from nucleus; protein import into nucleus
Cellular component (GO): nuclear envelope; cytosol
Molecular function (GO): small GTPase binding; nuclear export signal receptor activity
Source: RefSeq, a predicted model, not a curated record